GUCUCUCUCUCUCUGUUCUCUCUGCCGUCUCCUUUCUCCCUGUUUUUUUUUUAUUUUUUUCUUUUUUCUCAGAGAGAACAAAAACAAAUAUCACAGCAACCAAAACAGAUUCGUUCCUCCUAUUACUUCGUCUUCUGAGUUCUUCUUCUCAGAUUCAGCUUCUCCUUUUUUUUUGUUUAUUUAUUUCCACACUUUUUUUUCUCUCUGGCAAAAAAAAGGAACCUUUGUUUUGUUUUCGAAAUCAGAGGCUUUGAUUUUGACAUGGUGGUGAUGUGAUUUGAGAGAUUUCAGGGUGUCAUCUUGUAAAUUUCCCAAUUUGGUGGUUACUCGUUUGAUUCUUUGUAAAAACAUGGAGAAGAAAGAAGAAGGUGAAAGCUGGAAAGAGAUGGUGAGAAAGAUGCUUCCACCUGGAGCUCCUUUACCUGAGAACCCAUCUGAGUUUGAUUACUCCAUAGCUUUAGAGUACACUGGUCCUACUCCUGUCCACGAUAUCCCUAGAGUAGCACCUCUUGAGGUUACUUCUCGUGUGAACAAUCCCAUCCCUUUACCUGUUUCUCGUAUAGCCGGAGGAGUCACAAGCUCUUCAGGUCAGAGCCCUAGAGGUUCACCAGCUAGCUCUGAGUCUGUGGUCUCUGUGUUGCAUAAUAACCCUGAGUCAUCAUCUGGCUCAGCUUCUGUAUCACCAGUUUCUGGUCAUCAUAGGCAGAAUGGGAAUCAGAUUCGGAGACCUGUUGUGAAGUUCAAACCUGUCGAUGAUCAUGAUCAGGUAGAAGGUAGAGACGCUGCUGCAGAGGAGGAGAACAAUGUGGAGACAGAGAGGGAGAGGGAGAGGAAGGUACAUGAGUUUACGAAUAGGAGUAAGAAGAAGAAUAAGAAGAAGAAGAAGAGAGAGUGUUAUAGAUGUGGGAAAGCAAAAUGGGAAAAUAAAGAAACUUGUAUUGUGUGUGAUGAAAAGUACUGUGGGAACUGUGUUCUUAGAGCGAUGGGUUCGAUGCCUGAAGGAAGGAAGUGUGUGAGUUGCAUCGGUCUAGCGAUUGAUGAAUCGAAACGGUCUAAGUUAGGGAAGCAUUCGAGGGUAUUGUCACGGUUGCUUAGUCCGUUGGAAGUUAAACAGAUAAUGAAAGCGGAGAAGGAGUGUACUGCUAAUCAGUUGAGACCAGAGCAGCUGAUUGUGAAUGGGUAUCCGUUAAAGCCUGAGGAAAUGGCUGAGUUGCUUAAUUGUCCUUUACCACCUCAGAAGUUGAAACCUGGUAGAUAUUGGUAUGAUAAAGAAUCUGGUCUAUGGGGCAAGGAAGGAGAGAAACCUGAUAGAGUAAUAAGCUCGAAUUUGAACUUCACGGGGAAGCUGUGUCCGGAUGCUAGCAAUGGGAACACUGAAGUUUAUAUUAACGGUCGGGAGAUCACAAAGCUUGAGUUAAGGAUUUUAAAGCUAGCAAAUGUACAGUGUCCACGAGAUACUCAUUUUUGGGUAUACGAUGAUGGGCGUUAUGAGGAAGAAGGGCAGAAUAAUAUCCGAGGAAACAUUUGGGAGAAGGCAUCUACGAGGUUUAUGUGUGCACUGUUUUCUUUACCUGUUCCUCAAGGACAACCUCGCGGAACGGUACAACCACCGAGCAAUUAUGUUCCUGUUCCGAAUUAUAUAGAGCAUAAUAAGAUUCAGAAGCUUCUACUUCUUGGUAUUGAAGGGUCUGGAACUAGCACUAUCUUCAAACAGGCCAAGUUUUUGUACGGGAACAAGUUUUCAGUGGAAGAGCUCCAAGAUAUUAAGCUGAUGGUACAGAGCAAUAUGUAUAGAUAUCUCAGUAUCCUACUUGAUGGAAGAGAACGAUUUGAAGAGGAAGCUUUAUCUCAUACUAGAGGUUUAAGCGCGGUUGAAGGAGAUUCAGGAGGCGAGGAAGCAAAUGAAGAUGGAACUAUCACUACACCACAAUGUGUAUAUACCUUGAACCCGAGGUUGAAGCAUUUUUCGGAUUGGCUUCUAGAUAUUAUAGCAACUGGUGAUCUUGAUGCGUUUUUCCCAGCCGCAACACGUGAAUACGCUCCCUUGGUUGAAGAAGUUUGGAAAGAUCCAGCGAUACAAGCAACAUAUAGACGAAAAGAUGAGCUUCAUUUCCUUCCUGAUGUUGCGGAGUACUUCUUAAGCCGGGCCAUGGAAGUAUCGAGCAACGAAUAUGAGCCUUCGGAGCGAGAUAUUGUAUACGCGGAAGGUGUUACACAAGGAAAUGGUUUAGCUUUCAUGGAGUUUUCUCUCAAUGAACAUAGUCCAAUGUCUGAAUCUUAUCAAGAAAACCAAGACGCAUCUACAUCUCCGCAGCCAAAGUACCAGCUUAUCCGCGUAAACGCAAAGGGGAUGAACGAUAGCUGCAAAUGGGUAGAAAUGUUUGAAGAUGUACGAGCAGUCGUCUUCUGCAUCAGCUUAAGUGAUUAUGAUCAGAUAAGCAUUGCACCUGAAAGCAGUGGAACAGUCCAGUUUCAGAACAAGAUGAUCCAAAGCAAAGAACUUUUCGAGUCAAUGGUUAAGCAUCCGUGUUUCAAAGACACACCUUUCAUCUUGAUCCUAAACAAGUACGAUCAGUUCGAGGAAAAGCUGAACCGUGCGCCGUUGACAUCUUGCGACUGGUUCAGCGAUUUCUCUCCCGUGAGAACGAACAACAACGUGCAGUCACUUGCUUACCAAGCUUUCUUCUACGUAGCGAUGAAGUUCAAGCUUCUUUACUCGUCUAUCACGGGUCAGAAACUGUUUGUGUGGCAAGCUAGGGCUAGGGACCGUGGGAAUGUGGAUGAAGGGUUUAAGUAUGUGAGAGAGGUUUUGAAAUGGGAUGAAGAGAAGGAAGAGAGUUACUUAAAUGGUAAUGGAGAAGAUUCAUUUUAUAGUACGGAUAUGAGUUCUUCCCCAUAUAGACCGGAGGAAACUCUUGAUUCAUGAUUUGUUGUGUUAUUUUAAACAUUAAGUAGAGAGAUGAUGUGGGAAGAGGAAGAAUAAAAUUAUUUGUAAUCUUUGUGUUAAAUUCGGUUAUUGGUUCGUAGAAUUUUUUUUGUUUGAAUGAAAUAAGGUUUUGUAAA
Camelina sativa (false flax) is the source of this 3063-nucleotide messenger RNA. RefSeq names its product extra-large guanine nucleotide-binding protein 3. Gene Ontology annotation, cellular component: cytoplasm; heterotrimeric G-protein complex. The record is from RefSeq and is a predicted model, not a curated record. Gene Ontology annotation, molecular function: GTPase activity; guanyl nucleotide binding; G protein-coupled receptor binding. Gene Ontology annotation, biological process: adenylate cyclase-modulating G protein-coupled receptor signaling pathway. NCBI's taxonomy places the organism in Eukaryota, Viridiplantae, Streptophyta, Magnoliopsida, Brassicales, Brassicaceae.